This is a messenger RNA of Aspergillus welwitschiae, 1539 nucleotides long. RefSeq lists its product as uncharacterized. The record is from RefSeq and is a predicted model, not a curated record. Gene Ontology annotation, molecular function: crossover junction DNA endonuclease activity; four-way junction DNA binding. Gene Ontology annotation, biological process: meiotic DNA recombinase assembly; reciprocal meiotic recombination. The transcript is spliced from 2 exons. Lineage: Eukaryota; Fungi; Ascomycota; Eurotiomycetes; Eurotiales; Aspergillaceae. Gene Ontology annotation, cellular component: Rad51B-Rad51C-Rad51D-XRCC2 complex; replication fork; Rad51C-XRCC3 complex. Bases 178 to 1302 code for a protein of 374 amino acids.
AGUGGAGUAAGUGGGAAGUAUUAAAUUAUGUGGUGCUGAUGAAUGGUAAUUAGGUUGAAUGCUGCUGCUGGGGCGCUGGGGAGAGGGGAGGGAGUUGUUUGGAUAGGUAGGUUUGUCUUUGCUUUUGCUUCAGUUCUUCUAGGUGUGUGGGGUAUGAGUUGACGGUUGUUCUUUGGGAUGAUUGAAGAUACGGCAUCGCCGCUUCCUAGGCCUCGACUGCGCAAAUUACUCGAGUUGCAGUCUCCUGCAUCGUCAUCAUCUCCCAGUUCUCUGACGGAAAAUCUGACGUAUAUUCGUGCCCCCACACUUCCUCACCUCCUCUCUCUCUUCCAUCAUCCGCCUGCUUCUUUUCCACCCCCAAACACAACUCUCCUUGUCAUUGAUUCUGUCUCUGCCCCAUUUACUCCUUACUUUCCUAACCCCAGUGAUAUCAACCAACCGCAGCAAGCGCAGAGGGAUGUCCAGAAGUGGCUCACGGCGCGGAAGUGGAAUGUUAUAAGCGACCUUGCUGCUCAGUUGACGAAGUUCGCGAGCAGGGCGAAUCUGGCAGCCUUGGUUAUCAACCAGACGCAUACCCGGAUUCGGGGACAGGUGAGGGCAACACUGUCUCCCAUAUUGAGUGGAAGAGGGUGGGAAUCGUGCGUUCGUGCUCGGGUUGGUGUUUAUGGUGAUCUAGGGUAUGGUGUGGAUGGCGGACGCGUGAGAGUUGCGGAGGUUAUGAAGAGGGAUGGGAGGCUUGUCACUGUUAGGGACGUUACAAGCGUAGUGCCUUUUCGGGUUGCAAAUGAUGGAUUGUAUGCUGUUGAGAUGGGGCUCGAAAAUAAUGAAGAGGAAGGCGUCGCUGUACAAGUCAGGGGGAAGCAAGCACAGGAUGAAGAAACGCUUGAACAGGAGGAGCCAUUGGAGGAGGAACCGGUGGAGGAGGAAGAGCCAGAGCUUGAGGAUUACCAAGCACAAGAGGAGCCUGCAGAGGGAGACCCUGCACAAGAAGAGCCCGCGCAAGAAGGGCCAGCGCAAGGAAAGCCUGACCAAGAAGAGCCUGCACAGGAAGAGCCCGCAAAAGAAGAGCCUGCACAAAAGGACCUUGCGCAAGGAGUGUUGGUGCGUGAAGAGCCUCUGCACAAUGGGCACGCACAGGAGCACAUAGAGAAGGUGCAGACUCAGGAGAUUCAAGCACACAACGAGCAAGCACAAGAUGUCCGCUCCGACUUGGCUCAAGAUACUGCAAGCCAGCGAAAGCGAAAGGCAGAGGAGAUUGCGGACAGCCAGGAUGAGGAAGAUUCGGAAGCGGAGUUUGAAUAGGUCAAAGGUGACGAGGCUUGGAUGACUAGCAGAGGAUCGAAGCAUCACCUGUUUCAAAGUAGAGUCCUAUGUAUACCCAUUGUUUGGAUAGGAUGCAGUGCAUAUGGUAUUAUAAAUCCAGCCCAUCUCACCAGCACCAACGCUAUGAAUGAGCAUGUGGAAUGAUGUUGUCAAGGAAGAGUUAUGAGUGUCAGCAGUGAUCGUCAUUUGGCCGCUGAACCCAAUUUGAAAGCUCCC